This is a messenger RNA of Staurois parvus, 378 nucleotides long. Lineage: Eukaryota; Metazoa; Chordata; Amphibia; Anura; Ranidae. The record is from the annotation of a GenBank genome assembly.
AGAGCCAGUAAUUGGCAUUACUCAGAGGGGACAUGUACACUGAUCAUCAGGGCACUGAUGAUCAGUCCCCAUCAGUGCCACCUGUCAGUGUCCAUCAAUGCCACCUGUCAGUGCUCAUCAAUGCCACCUGCCAACGCCCAUCAGUGCCACAUCAAUUCUACAUAUCAGUGCCUACCAGUGCACAUCAAUGCCACAUAUCAGUGCCCAUAUGAGCUGCCUUUCAGUGCCACCUAUCAAUGCCAGUCAGUGCCGCCUAUCAGUGUGCAUCAGUGCCGCAUAUCAGUGCCAUCUAACAGUGCCAGCCAGUGCCGCCUAUCAGUGCCGCCUAUCAGUGCCAUAUAUGAGUGCUUCCUUCAGUGCCCAUCAGUGAUGCCUGUC